Messenger RNA from Anolis carolinensis (green anole), 9305 nucleotides. It is a transcript of the gene bicd1, whose product is annotated as BICD cargo adaptor 1. Gene Ontology annotation, molecular function: cytoskeletal adaptor activity; dynein intermediate chain binding; dynein complex binding. Lineage: Eukaryota; Metazoa; Chordata; Lepidosauria; Squamata; Anolidae. Gene Ontology annotation, biological process: positive regulation of receptor-mediated endocytosis. The transcript has 11 exons. The coding region runs from base 637 to 3678 and encodes 1013 amino acids. The record is from RefSeq and is a predicted model, not a curated record.
CGGGAGGCGGGCAGGGCGAGGCGGCAGCGGCCGGAGGAGGCGGAGGAGGAGGCGGCGUCCGGGCCAUCGUCUGCCGCUGCCCUUCUGGCGAUGGUGGUGAGGCUCGCCUUGUCCCCCGGGGCCAGGAGACGGAUAGGCAGGCAGACCCCCGCCCUGUCUGCCUUCCUCUCCAUCCAUCCUUCCUUCCUUCCUUCUCUCAGAGGCUGCAGGAGAGAGAGAGAGAGAGAGAGAGAGAGAGAGGCGAGAGGGAGCAGGUGGAGAGACUGCAGUGAAGGCUGCCCUGGAGACAUGGCGGACCGCCGGCUCUGAAUAAGCAAAAAUCGGGAGAAGAGAGUGGGGCAGAGAAAGAGAGAGGAAGCGCACCAUGCCCCCGGAUUGAAGGAGAAAAGCCCAAGGACAAAUGGUGCAGAGCCGCCUUGAGGGGCUUCCAACUCCAUCCCUCCUCCUCCUCCACCAUCACCAUCCUCAUCUUCUGCUUCAUGGCGCAUCCCUCCUCUCUCCUCCGGCCUUAAGCUGAGGUCGCUGGCUCACCGGAGCUCGGGAGCAUCCCAGGCAAAGCCGCCCCUCCAUCCCGUCCUUCCAUCUCCCUCUCCUUUCUCCUUCUCCCUCUCCCUCCACUCCCUCUUCCCCAAGGCCAUGGCUGCAGAGGAGGUCUCCGAGACGGUGGACCAUUACAAGACGGAAAUCGAGAGGCUGACCAAAGAGCUCACCGAAACCACCCACGAGAAGAUCCAGGCGGCCGAGUACGGGCUGGUGGUCCUGGAGGAGAAGCUCACCCUCAAGCAGCAAUACGACGAGCUGGAGGCCGAGUAUGAUGUCCUGAAGCAGGAGCUGGAGCAGCUCAGGGAGGCAUUUGGACAGUCAUUCUCUGUCCACCGCAAAGUAGCUGAAGAUGGCGAGACCCGUGAGGAGACUCUCCUUCAGGAGUCGGCCUCAAAAGAAGCCUACUACCUUGGGAAAAUCCUGGAAAUGCAGAGCGAGCUGAAACAAAGCAGAGCUGUUGUGACCAACGUUCAGGCGGAGAACGAACGAUUGUCAGCCAUUGUCCACGACUUGAAAGAGAGCAAUGAAAUGGCAGAGCUGCAACGAGUUCGAAUGAAAGAUGAAAUAAGAGAAUAUAAAUUUAGAGAGGCCAGACUCCUUCAGGACUAUACAGAACUGGAAGAAGAAAACAUUACUCUGCAAAAAUUGGUUUCCACAUUGAAACAGAACCAGGUUGAAUAUGAAGGUCUGAAACAUGAGAUAAAACGAUUUGAGGAAGAGACUGUAUUGCUUAAUAGCCAGCUGGAAGAUGCCAUCCGGUUAAAAGAGAUUGCUGAACAUCAGCUUGAGGAAGCCCUGGAGACACUGAAAAAUGAGAGAGAGCAAAAGAACAAUCUGAGGAAGGAACUCUCCCAGUAUAUCAAUCUCAAUGAUAGUAUGUAUAAUAACCAUAUUAAUAUCUCAGUAGAUGGAUUAAAGUUUGGAGAGGAAGGGAAUGAACCCAAUAACGAUGAGAAAAUGAAUGGACAUAUUCAUGGACCACACAUGAAAAUGAAUGGUGACUAUCGGACUCCCACAGUUAGGAAAGGAGAAUCUCUGCACCCGGUCUCUGAUCUCUUCAGUGAGCUUAACAUCUCCGAAAUGCAAAAACUGAAGCAACAACUCAUGCAGGUGGAACGUGAGAAAGCUCUUCUGUUAGCCAACCUUCAGGAGUCUCAGACCCAGCUGGAGCACACAAAGGGAGCACUUACUGAGCAACAUGAACGGGUUCACAGGCUCACUGAGCAUGUCAAUGCCAUGAGAGGCCUGCAGAGCAACAAAGAGUUCAAAGAUGUAGAUUUUGAGAAAGGACGAGAUUCUGGGGAAGAAACCCAUGACUAUGAAGUGGACAUCAAUGGCUUAGAAAUUCUAGAGUGUAAAUACAAAGUAGCUGUUACAGAAGUAAUUGACCUCAAAGCUGAAAUAAAAGCCUUAAAAGAGAAAUACAAUAAAUGUGUUGAAAAUUAUACUGAAGAAAAGGCAAAGUAUGAGAGCAGGAUCCAGAUAUAUGACGAACAGGUGACAAACCUGGAAAGGUCAACUAAGGAAAGUCAUGAGAAAAUGAUGCAGAUGGAAAAAGAGUUGCAAAGGAUUACAGGGGUUGCGAACGAGAACCAUAAUACCCUCAAUACAGCCCAGGACGAGCUGGUGACUUUCAGUGAGGAGCUUGCACAGCUCUACCAUCAUGUAUGUUUGUGUAACAAUGAAACACCUAAUAGGGUUAUGCUGGAUUAUUACAGACAAAGUAGAGUUACUAGAAGUGGAAGCCUGAAGGGCCCUGAUGAUCCCAGAGGACUUCUGUCUCCUCGUCUUGUCAGGAGAGGAAUGGCAUCCCCAGCAGAAGCCAGGACACCGAUUGACCAGGUCUUGAAAGAGGGCACAGAAGCGAACAAAGAGCAAAGUUCAACAAAGACGCCUACCAUUUCCCCUGUCAUCACAGCCCCUCCUUCCUCCCCAGUUUCUGAUACCAGUGACAUUCGCAAAGAGCCAAUGAAUAUUUAUAACCUGAAUGCCAUAAUAAGGGACCAAAUCAAGCACUUGCAGAAGGCUGUAGACCGGUCGCUGCAGCUGUCACGGCAGCGUGCGGCAGCCCGAGAACUAGCGCCUAUGAUUGAUAAGGACAAGGAGGCCUUAAUGGAAGAAAUACUGAAACUGAAGUCCCUUUUGAGUACAAAACGAGAGCAGAUAGCAACGCUCAGGGCAGUGCUGAAAGCAAACAAGCAGACAGCGGAAGUGGCCCUGGCCAAUCUGAAGAAUAAGUAUGAAAAUGAGAAGGCCAUGGUGACAGAAACCAUGACAAAACUGCGCAAUGAGUUGAAGGCUUUGAAAGAAGAUGCAGCAACCUUCUCAUCCUUGAGAGCCAUGUUUGCAACCAGGUGUGAUGAAUAUGUCACACAGCUGGAUGAGAUGCAGAGGCAAUUGGCAGCUGCAGAGGAUGAGAAGAAGACCUUAAACUCUUUGCUGCGGAUGGCUAUCCAGCAAAAACUCGCCCUCACGCAGCGUCUGGAAGACUUAGAGUUUGAUCAUGAGCAGUCUCGGCGGAGCAAAGGCAAACUUGGAAAGAGCAAGAUCGGCAGCCCUAAAGUAAGUGAGGAGGCAUCAGCCACCGUGCCAACCAUAGACACUUUCCUCCUGCAUAGUCAGGGCCCACAGCAACCAAACAUACUGGUCAGCAGUGGCACUCAGAGGAAAAGACUAUUCUCACCUUCCCCUUGUGAUCAGAGCCAUCCCAGGACUUCAGGGACUCACCUACUGCCUUUAUUAAGAACCCCCCCUGAUCACGCCUCCACAGAAUCAUAUCUUCUGAGGGGCCCCCCUUCCAUGAGUGAAUUCUUCCAUGGGCACCGUCUCAGCAAGGAAAAAAGGUUAACCGUGGCCAUCCCAGUUUUGCCACCAGUGGAACGUUACCAAAGGCAGAUCAUCCCUCAUGAGGAGCACUUGAGAGGAAUUUUCAUGGAUUUGGCAUCUAGGCCCAGUACAUGUUACCAAACACAAGAUUGUCAGCAGCCUGCUGCCUCCAUACCGCCACUCGGCUCACAACUAGCCAGGAGGCAAGACUGUCCGACUGUCAGUCCUGAUGUAGCUUUUCCAGAAGAACAGCCACAUUCCAGCUCUCAGUGUACCCCCCUCAGUUGUCUACCUAAACCGCCUCCUUAACCCUAGUCUUCAUAUGCAACCUAAGAGUUGGGGGCCACCCCCCACAAUACAGACUGAGUCGAAGAUCUCACAGCAAAGGUACAGUUUGCGCUGAAGGAACCAGCAGGCAUGACUGCCUUGUUGCUGUAUCGAUGAGUCCGGACACAUAUCUGCAGUCUCACAACUGAGGAUGUGUGGAAGAACAUAAAGCACAGUGCCCAAACUGUUGAGAAGAUCUUCAAGGUUCCUCUGGUUACAUCCAGAUAAACAUGUCUGCAGUUUGGACGUUAAAAUCUGUUCCUCCCAGCUGUUCAGCUUGUGCUGCUAGUGAGUUGAGAACCUAAACUACUAACAAGCAGAACAAAGAAAGUACGAUACAAAACCUUAUUUUGACAGUCCAUUUUCAAGCACCAACUUGUGUUUUCCGUUCUAUGAUUUAAGGGGUGUUACAUCCGUCUUUUUUUGUUGUUGCUUUAACUACAUUUGCACCAUGAGUUUACAUUUUAUUUAAAACUGUCCUUGGUAUGGGUUUUUAUUCUAUUAAUGUUUUAAUGGUGCAGAAAUAUUUUACAUUAGAAAUGAUAUGAUUUCCCCCCCUGCCAGUUAGGGUUUUUAUUUUGCAAUCGAAGAUUGUUCACUUGGUCAAAGAGUGUGGCCUGGUAUUGUUAUUGUUUUCUUAAUUGCACAAAAACGUUGAAACUGAGUUGAAUUGGAAUGUGAACUUUGGGGGCAUUCCAGAGAAAGUUGGAUGUGCCUAAAUCCCAUUGAAAUAAAAUAGGCACAGAGUAGAACAUUUUAUUUAAUUCCAUUGAUUUCAAUAGAAUUCUGGUGUGCCUAACUUUCUCUGUAUUGUGUCCACUGACUUGUACUUUUCUGCUGCACUGGUAUUGUUUACGCACUUGUUUUAUAACUAAUCUGAAGUUAGCUGCUAAUUGUUUUGCUAGUUCAUUGGAAUCUAAUUAAGCCUAAAAUGGGUUUUCCUGAACAAUGCAUUAAUGAUGGAUUAUUUGUGAUUAACUUUCAGUUUUAAGUGGGAUUUUUUUUAGAGAUUCCCUCCUUUUUUCCUUCCCUUUUUUAUUUGUAUGUGUGUGUAUGUCUCAGAUGAGCUGAUGACUUGGUGCUGUUCUUUUUUUCUGUUUGGUAUUUGGAAAAAAUGCAAAUGAACUUGAAAUAUGCUGUGGUUUAUUUUUUACUGAAAUGUUUAGGGUAUUUUUCACUUGCUGCUCCCAAAUUCAGUGUUACUAGGUUAAAGGCCUUAUUCUGGCAAAAGAGGUAAGAAAAGAGAGUUAACCAAGUGUGACAAAAUUUUUAAUAUCCAGAUGCAUAUAGAAGUGAAGGUAAUUAAGUUUAAAAAGACUGAUAUCUGGGAUGGAAGGUUCUUGCUGUAGUGCAUUUUUUCCUUGCCAAAAUUCCCAACAGCUAUAGAGAUCUAGCUCAUUGUCAGUUCAAUGACAAAUACUCAGGUGAAACACAAUACACGGUUUCUGUCCCCAUGCUACAUAGUACUCCUGCUCUAAGAUUCCCUCCUUUAACAGCUUUUUAAAAAAAUGUUUGGUGGAUAUAAAGAACACAAAGGAUGAUAAAUUUAUUUUGCACAAUACUCAGAAGCAAUCGCAUUGCUGGCUAAGCUUUGAGUUAUCACUUUGAGCCUUUUGCUGGGUUCCCCAGAUAUAAUGCUACCCAGGAUUCUUAGCUCCCCAUCAGGUAGCCUUAAUACAUUUUAAAUACGAAAGGCCUGGACACAUUUAAGUUUCCUUAUCUGCUGCACAGGUCCAAAGGAGAGAAAUGGCAAAAUACCUUGAGCUAUGCAUCCAUUUUGAAAGAAAUCAAAAGAAGCUGGGAGAGUUUGGUCUGAACCAUUUGAAUCUGAGGAAGAUUUUUUUUAUAACCCAAAGGCAAAUAGAGAGGGAAUGUUAGCCUAGAAAUCAGAAAGUCUAGUUGGCUAAUCUUUGUGCCUAACAAUCAUUAUCAUGAAAAACCAAGGUGCUAAACACAGGAUAAUCCUAAUCAGCAAUUCAUGUAUUAUAAUUCCAUCAGAGCAGUUGAGCUUUUCCAAGAGACAGAGGUGAAAAGUAAUUCUGCAAUGGAGUCCACAAUCCAUUCGAAAGCAUCCUCUUUGCUUCUCAAGGAUAAAUAUCGUAGAGGCUUAAUGAAAUGGAAAUAUACUGACUUUAAAUGGUGUGUGUCUGGUACAGAUCUUCUGUUAAAAAAGUAACAGCCAUUUGCACGUAUUCAUGUGUUUCCAUGUUGAUUAUCUUGUGAUCCAAUUCCAAUUUUAAUGCUAUAUCUUCUGUCCAUAUUCUUUUGUAAUGGAAGAAGGAGUAUCUACAAAGUCUUAUAUUUUAAGAACAUCUGGGUCUGCCAAUUACAGCUUUAAAUUGGGCUUUUGUGUUUACAAAUUAGUUACUGUGCAGAUGAACUGACAAUGUCUGCUUGUCUGCUGGGUACUUCAGCUAUGAACAUAUUUCAUCCAUCCCAAUGAACUCCUGAUAACAUUGACGUAAAAAGGAUCUGGAAUCCCAUCCAGGAGCAGAGAUGUCAAAUCAAUGUUGGUAAACACUCAAAUGUGCCCCAUGGAGGUUUGGUUUGAUUUGAAUGGUCAAUGAUCUAUCCUACAUUAUGCGGUAUCUAAGACCCUACACACACACACACAUAUAUAUAUAUAAAGCAUGCACAAUCAUGUCUCAUAGUAUUAAAUAGUAUUGACAUGAAUGUGCACACACCAGCGUUUUUUCUGUUUAUGUUAGCACCAUUUAAUAAUAUGGGGCAUGACGAUCUGAAGUCCGUUGAAUUCACAAAUUUGAAACCUACGGAUCCAGAGAGACCACUUGGUUCUUACUCAUGGAGAACAACAGGUUUUUAAAAUACUUUGCUCCAAAUUAAUCAUGUUCCUUAUUUUAUUUACUAUGACACUAUCAAAAAGUUAUUUCAAUUGGGCCAAAGUACAACUCAGAAUGUUUGGACGGGUUAGAGUAAAGUGUUUGUGUAUUUCAGAUAUGAAAAAUAUUGUCACUCUUGUAUUAAUUGGCCUAUUAUGAAGCAUAAUUAGGAAUUAUAAAAAACAAUAUUAUAGGAAAUAAACUCCAUUAAGUGCAGUGGGGCUUUGUUCCCACGGAUAGGACUGUAUCCUGAAACUUCACUCCUAAGCACACUUGUUUUAAACCUGAAAGUCAGAGGGCUCAACUCUUAAGUUCACAUCAGUUUUUUUUAUAACAUAGAUUGUAAUUUGAAGUAAUGGAUGAGGAGGGAUCAUUAUUUUGAAAUGGUGAUUAAACAUAUUGGAAAGUAUAAUUAGGUUAUAUUAGGUUAAACUAAAAAGAAGAACUGUAAAUGACAUUUGAAUAUCUACAGCAAUAUACCCCCAAUUCAAAGAUUACUAUAGGCAUGUGUAUGUCCACCCGCAAUGUACAAGGGCAAAGAGGUGAGGGUGAAGAACCCAUGCCAAUUGGCUUUGCGGGGCCUCAACAUCCCCAGUGCCAGUUUUCAUGCCUGGGAUGUGGAUCGCUGUAUAUUUGUCUUGUGCAGCCGUGGGAUCCAUUCAGAUCUCUAUGAACAAAAUAGAUACUUCUAGAUGUGGAAAGCUCCUACUCUGUGCUUAAAGCAAAAGCUGGGUUAUCCAUAUACUGAAAGAUGAAUGGCUAUAAACUCAAGAUCAGGAGGAAUCCCGAAGUGAUAAGAAUGACUGAAAGUUACAAAGGUGGCAGUGACAUCCAAAAAGCCUCUAAUGCAGUCUCUUGGCUAUUUAUAAUCGGGAAGACACCUUCUUUUAGCCAUUGGAAACGGCAAAUGUUUUUCAUAAGAUUUUUUUUUGAACAAAAUUACACUUUGUCCACAAAGUUAGCUUAACUGGACUUUACAAGUGUUCAUAACAUGGGAUGUAUAUCUAUCUAGCAACAGAACAGGCCAAUGUUUUACGAAAUACUAGGCAAUACCGUACUAUUGAAGCCUAUAAGAUUUCUGCCUAGCUGUUAAUCUAAUUCUACAAGUGUUAUUGGUUGAUACUGGUGACUGCUGUACAAUUGUUUUAUUUUAAAUUAUUUUGUUUCCUUUGGUUAUAAAAGUGUUAAGUUAUUUUGGAAUUCCAAGCACUGCAGACCUGCAUUAGAAGCACAGCCAUUCUGUUAUGUUUAUUUUUAAAAUAGCACUUCCCCUUCCCCACAAUUGUACAUCUUCUUUAUCUGAAAGGAGCAUAUAGCUUUCAGAAUUUUCCCUCCAUUAUUAAAUUGUUUGGGUUAAAUAUUCUGUGUGAUAUGUAUAAAAAAGAAAAGCAAUGAAUUGCAUUGAGCCUCAAGGCAGAAUGCAUCUAAAUAUGCAAUAUAAAAAAGCUUGCAUGAUAUAAUUUCAUGUACCCUUUCCCAUAACUACAACGAUGAAGCUAGAGAAUUCUUAUUUUAUGAGAUUAUUCUUUUCCCCUCCCUAAAUAUUGGAAAUGCAUGCCUGAUACAACGUCUAUUAAGAGAUGCACGGCUUAAUUGCAUUUUAAUCUCUCUCCUCCAGAGUUCUUCAAAAUUCUCGCUAUUAAAUCCGAAGGCGACAAUGUGAUAAAUUGACAAGAUACAAAGGAAAAAUGGUACAUUUGGUAAUUGGAGUUUAUUUUCUGUCCAACCCUAUAGAAAUUAGAGCCUUGUGUUUCAAUUUGUGUGUUGACAGGAAGGUACAUACGCCGUUCAUUUUUAUGCACUAAUAAAAAUUGCACUGAUUACUUUGAUAUUUUGCAACACAAAGAUUUGGUUUUGUUGAAACCUUAUUAAUUCUGUUUUGAAGAUUUGCCAAAAAUGUUUGGGAAUCAGUCUUGCCAACAAUGGUGCGGGAGGAGAGGAAGAGGAAAAAAUAAGAAUAAUCUAGCUUUUAACAAAAUAUUUAUUCAUGGGUAUGGCUUUGUGCACCAUAUCUUUGAAUAAACAAAACAACACCUCACUAGUUAUAGAUCUAGUGCUUCAAACCAUGUGGUUUGACUGUUAAAAGGUUGACUAAAUUGAUCCUUUGUAAAAAAAAAAAAAUUAAAAUCCUCAUGUUUUGUGAAUUUUGUAAUCUAUGAAUGUUCCCCUUUGCAUGAAUAUCUUUAUCUAAUCGACCACACGAAAGGACGUAUUGUGUUAUAUCCAAAUGGUUUUAAAUACUGGUGCAGUUUGCGUUAAAACACAAUUUGUAUACUAUACAUUUGCCUGCUGUUAAGGUUGGCUAUUCCUAAACUGAAUUGAAGUUCUGUUGUAAUGCCUUUUUGAGGUUGGAUGGAGUAUUUCUAGAUGGUGGAGAAUACAAAUAGAUGUGCUCAUUGACUUAAAAGAUUGAAUGAUAGAAACUUUUAUUGUGUUGCAACUCUAAUUUUAAGGCAAGAAUGUUUACUAAUUUUGGAUUCCAAAACCAUUUGAUCUGAACGCUCUGAAAAAUUGCCAUGUCAAGCCCUCUCCCAUCCUGGUCUUUAUACAUGUGGACAAUCUUAGGCGAAUUUCCUUGUGAGGGAAUCAUGUAUUGUUACAUGGACGAUCAUGCAGUUUGAAUGGUUGAGAAACGAAAACAGUCCAGAAUGGAAAACAAUGUCAUUAGAAACUAAUAAACUGGUUCUUACAUCAUUAUGUUUCAACUAAAAUUAUGGUGUAAUGCAUAACUAUCCCAGUAAAUAAACUGGUCAUCUUUUGUUCAUUGAA